Messenger RNA from Lodderomyces margitis, 1428 nucleotides. RefSeq names its product protein farnesyltransferase (gene RAM1). The transcript is spliced from 3 exons. NCBI's taxonomy places the organism in Eukaryota, Fungi, Ascomycota, Pichiomycetes, Serinales, Debaryomycetaceae. Gene Ontology annotation, biological process: protein farnesylation. Gene Ontology annotation, cellular component: protein farnesyltransferase complex. Bases 1 to 1428 code for a protein of 475 amino acids. Gene Ontology annotation, molecular function: protein farnesyltransferase activity; ribonuclease T2 activity; RNA binding. The record is from RefSeq and is a predicted model, not a curated record.
AUGUCCCAAUAUGGCCGGAAACGUAACGUUAUUGAACUGGAGGUAGGGGGAGAAGAGACUCACCACUCAGACUACAGCAACAGCAACAGCAACAGCAACAGCAACAGCAACAGCAACAGCAACAGCGACUUUGAAGAUAUUAUAUCUUCCCACAUGACACGAGACGAGAUGAUAGCACAAUUGCAUAAAAUGUCCCAGUCUAGCAACUGGACCAUGAACGUGCCACCAAUCGAUCUUCAAUACCAAUCGAGCACAACUCAACAGCAAGAUGAAUGUCUCGAUGACGUGAUUGAGACUUAUUUGGAAACCCCCGACUUGAAAUUCUAUAAAGAAGCCCAUUUGAAUUAUGUAAUGAAAUGCCUCACUGCCAAGUUGCCGAGUGGAUACAAAUCGCUUGAUGCCAACCACCCGUGGAUGAUGUAUUGGUUGUUGAAUUCGUAUUUCGUUAUACACCGUGAUGUUGUAAAUGCCUCUUUAGACGAUGAGAUUAUCGGAUUGGUUAAUGAAAAGAUUGAGACGUGUAUAAUUGACGAUGGCAAAGGUGGAAUUGCUGGUGGCGCCAAUCAAAUGGGCCAUCUAGCAUCAACAUAUGCUGCUGUGUUGACCCUUGUCCUUACUAAAAAUAAGACUACAUUGUUGAGAAUAAGGAAUAAUUUGUACUCGUGGAUAAUGAGCUUAAAAUGCAAGUUGAGCCAUGGCUCAUCAUUUAUCAUGCAUGAACUAGGAGAAUACGAUGCUCGUUCAACAUACUGCGCCCUUGUGAUAGCAUCGUUGUUAAACAUGGUGACACCUGAAUUGAUCGAAGGUGUUCCAGAUUGGAUUGUUUCCUGCCAAACUUAUGAAGGUGGAUUUGCUGGAGUGCCCAAUACCGAAGCUCACGGAGGGUACACAUUUUGCGCCUUUGCAUCACUAUUUAUAAUAAAUAAAGACCCACAAGCUGUAAUUGAGCAAAUACAAUUUGACAAAUUUGUUAGAUGGUGUGUUGAAAGGCAAACCUAUGAAGGCGGGUUUUCAGGGAGAACUAAUAAGUUAGUUGACGCGUGUUAUAGUUUCUGGAUUGGUGCAUUGAUACCCAUGAUUGAUAUUCUACGCCCGUCACACAUUAUAAAUAAAGCAGCUUUGAGAAAUUACAUCUUGCGAGUUGCCCAAGUUGAGUCUGGAGGAUUUCGCGACAAGCCAGGAAAGCUGUUUCUAGCCAAUGCCGGUAUUUACCCCACCACUACAAGACAAUACAAGUUGAGUGAUGUUGAAGCAGCGUUGAAAGAAGUCCAUGGUGCUUCUGUGUAUGUUGGAUGUUUGAAUAACUCAAUUGACGAAAUCUGGUAUUAUCACAAUUUACAAGGAAGUGUAUUGACAGGAUUGUACAGGCCAAUUGACUCUUUAACCAAUAGCACUUGUAAAGAGAAUGUGUGGUAUAUUCCAAAGUGA